Molecule: messenger RNA, 1186 nt
Organism: Oryza sativa Japonica Group (Japanese rice)
Lineage: Eukaryota; Viridiplantae; Streptophyta; Magnoliopsida; Poales; Poaceae
Product: thioredoxin domain-containing protein PLP3A
Cellular component (GO): cytoplasm
Source: RefSeq, a predicted model, not a curated record
UGCACCCGCAACGCAACACGCACCACUUCGCUCUUUCUCUCGCGGCGCCACCUGAACCGGAGCCGGAGGGGAGGAGAUCUCGGCGGCCGAGCAGAAGCGGCGGCGCUCGCCGCGGUUGCGGAGGGGGAAGAAGAAGGCGCGGCGGAGCGUAGCGGAGGGAGUAGCAGCGAGGCGAGCGCCGAGAGGGAGAGAUGGAUCCCGACGCGGUGAAGUCGACGCUCUCCAACCUGGCCUUCGGCAACGUCAUGGCCGCCGCCGCCCGCGACUACCAGAAGGAAAUUGUAGCUAAAGAGAAAGCCCAAGCAGCAAAUGCAAGCCAUGAUGAGGUUGAUCUUGAUGAAUUAUUGGAUGAUCCAGAGCUUGAGAAGUUGCAUGCGGAGAGAAUUGCUGCUCUGAAGAAAGAGGUCGAGAAGCGUGAAGUGCUAAAAAGGCAAGGUCAUGGUGAAUAUAGGGAGAUAACUGAAGGGGACUUCCUAGGAGAGGUCACUGGCAGCGAAAAGGUCAUCUGCCAUUUCUACCACCGUGAAUUUUACCGUUGCAAGAUCAUGGAUAAGCAUUUGAAGACCCUUGCACCAGUCUAUUUGGGAACUAAAUUCAUCAAGCUUGAUGCUGAAAAUGCUCCUUUCUUUGUCACGAAACUAGGAAUCAAAACAUUGCCCUGCGUGAUAUUGUUCAAGAAGGGCAUUGCUGUUGACCGGUUAGUUGGGUUUCAAGACCUUGGCAGUAAAGAUGAUUUUUCAACAAGAGCGUUGGAAAAUAUACUCAAGAUGAAAGGUAUAAUCGACGAAAAGAAGAAGGAUGAGGACGAUGAAGACGACGAAACCGAUAUGUCAAUGAACAGGAGGAUUAGGUCUUCAACCGCUCAAGAUUCUGAUUCAGAAUGAACAAGAGGUGAUACACUCCACUGUGUCAUCAAGUUUCUUUUGCACUCUGUGUGUUUAUGUAAUAUGCAUUCCGAGUUGUAUCAACCCAGUUAGGAAACGAGGUAUUUGAAAAUGCAAUAGCUAUAGAGGAAUUUAUUUUGUGUACUGUUUAGUUAGUUUUUCAUUCAUACUGCCAAAGUGCCAAGCUGGCCUAUGCGAGUCGGUACGCUUUACCCCAAACAGUUUUUCUUUUCUGGCCAUCAUGCUGUCAAUGUUUUACCUACAAUACCUGAUUGGUUGCUAUACAUGAAGUAUCACAUAAA